UUUUUUAUUUCGUUAUGUCAAGUACGACAGUAGUUUCUUUAAGGGGAAGCAAUGUGUCUUUUAAAGUUCGCAGCGGUUUUGGACAAUUACCUGAAAAGAUUCUGUUAAAUAUAUUUCAAUAUUUCAACGAAGAUGAGCUUCGAAAAAACAUUAUUCCUGUUUGCCAACAAUGGAGAACUGUUGCAGAGAAUCCGAGAUUAUGGAAAAUAUUAAAGUUUACGGGGAUGAGCACAAAUACUUCGGUAAUUUGUUUCAAGAUAUGGCAAUUAAAUAAAGCUGAAGAGAUACAUAUGAAAGGAAUUAAACAGCCGCUGGUAGUAUUAAGACAAAUUUGUAGAUGUGCCCAAAAUAUUGUUAGUAUUUCUUUGAGACAUUGCCAUGAGAUAAGUGAAGAUGGAUUAAGACACUUGAUAGUAUCUUGCAAAUCACUGAAAAUCUUGGAUCUAAAAGGAACGCCAUUUAAGUCUUUAAUUUUUUAUGAAGAACUGGCUUGUACAAAAAAUCUUUCUAAUAUUAAUAUUAGUGAAAAUAUAUAUGUGACGGUGUCACAUAUUUCAUCACUUGUGGUAAAUUGUCCCAGUUUGGAUGGGCUACAUAUUUCGAGCUUCCAGCCUAUAAACAGAAUCUUUAUAACUGAUGGUGAUGCGUACUUUUUCCUGAGUCAUAUUUCUAAACGUUUAAGGAGCUUAAGUUUAGAUUGUUCCAACUUAAGUACUGGAAGUUUUUCCUCAAUUUUGGGUUGCAAAAAUUUGGAAUACCUGUGUCUGAAUUUUGCUUAUAAUUUUGAUGGGAAUAUAUUUCAAAAUUUGUGGAAGACUUUGAGAAAAUUGAAGGCAUUAAAGAUACGUUACGGACAUCAGAUCAGCGACGCCAAUAUAAAAAAUUUAUUCCAAAAUGGUAGGGACUCUUUAUCCAACAUUGAAGUCAUAGAUUUAACAGGAUGUUCCAAAUUAAGCAAUUUCGGUAUAGCAGCUUUGGCGAUAUGUUGUAAGAAGCUAAAAAAGUUAAUAUUAAGAAGCUGCAAGAACGUGUUUACAAUCGAUUACAUCUUAGAAGAGUGUCAUGAUCUUGAGAUGUUAAAUAUUUCAUUUUGCAAGAAUUUGCAAUGCAAGUAUCAGUCAAAUUCGAUAAGCCUGAAGAUCAUGUUUCUUAGUGACGAUAAAAAAGUUAUUGAAGUGGGAAAUUUUCUUAAAAGUAAAAAUAACAAUUUGCAAUUAAAAUUGUGUGAGUCAGAACAUAAUAAAAAUUAUAGGAAAUUAUAAUAAUAUAAUUUUACCAUUAAAUGGAAAGCUGGUGCU
Diabrotica balteata is the source of this 1298-nucleotide messenger RNA. Lineage: Eukaryota; Metazoa; Arthropoda; Insecta; Coleoptera; Chrysomelidae. The record is from the annotation of a GenBank genome assembly.